Erigeron canadensis is the source of this 3643-nucleotide messenger RNA. RefSeq names its product receptor-like protein 7. The transcript has a single exon. NCBI's taxonomy places the organism in Eukaryota, Viridiplantae, Streptophyta, Magnoliopsida, Asterales, Asteraceae. The record is from RefSeq and is a predicted model, not a curated record. The coding region runs from base 60 to 3473 and encodes 1137 amino acids. Gene Ontology annotation, molecular function: protein binding.
UAUACAGUAGCUUCUAUAUUUUAUAAGCAUCAUAUGGGUGUCUCAAAUUCUAGUUUCCAAUGAGAAUCCAUUUCUGUUUACACAUUUUCUUCAUACCAUUUUACUUGAUUCUGUUUAAUGUUUCUGGUCAAUGUCAAAUCAGACAGCAAUCCAUCUUGAUCCAAUUCAAGAACAAUCUCACCUUCAAUUCUUUAGUUUCAACAAAACUGGUUUCUUGGGACCCAAAUGUCACAACAGAUUGUUGCAACUGGAUAGGUGUCAACUGCAGCACACAGGGUCAGGUUAUUGGACUAGAUUUAAGCAACGAAACGAUAUCGAGUCCAAUAGAUGAUUCUAGUGCUCUUUUUGAUCUAGACAAUCUUGAAAGCCUGAAUCUUGCUGGAAAUAACUUCAACUUCUCACAGAUUCCUUCACUAUUCGGUAGUCUUUCAAGUUUGUCGUAUUUGAACUUGUCGAAUUCAAGGUUUUCGGGUCAGAUUCCGGUAGAAUUGUCAUGGCUGACAAAACUAGAAGUUCUUGAUCUUUCUGAGCCUUUCUCAUUCGGAAGUCGCUCACUGAAACUGGAGAAACCGAAUCUAUCAACACUUGUGCAAAACCUCACAAGGUUAACAGGUCUUUAUCUUAAUAAUGUGAAUAUAUCAUCACAAAGAUUUGAUUGGUCAAAGGGUUUGUCUUCAUCUUUGCUUAAGCUGGAAGUUUUAAGCUUGUCAAAUUGUCAACUUUCGGGCCCUUUAGAUGAUUCCCUUCAGAGAUUACAGUCACUUUCCGAAAUUCGUCUAGGUCUAAACAACUUAAGUGCUCCAGUUCCUGAUUUCUUUGCAAGUUUCAAGAAUCUGACAGUACUGAAUCUUGGUGCUUGUAACUUGAACGGAACAUUUCCUCAAAAAGUCUUCCAGCUGCAGAAACUACAGCUUCUUGAUUUAUCCGUUAAUAUGAAUCUUUUUGGUUCUUUACCGGAUUUUCCCAUUAAUGGGUCGCUUCGAAGUUUGGUACUCAGUAACACAAACUUUUCUGGCGGGAUAUCUGACACUAUUGGAAAUCUAAAGAAUCUAUCGAGAAUUGAGCUGCCAAAGAGUAAUUUCAGUGGACAGAUACCGAAGUCUAUGGAAAAACUCACCCGAUUGGCGUACCUAGAUCUGUCAUCAAACAACUUUAGUGGCGAAAUCCCAUCAUUUCAGAUGUGCAAGAAUCUUACCCAUGUUGACCUAUCAAGGAAUGGUUUAUCCGGUACGAUCCCUUCUGUUCACUUUCAAGAUCUUCAAAGUCUUGUUUAUGUUGAUUUAAGGUUCAAUGCUUUUAAUGGAAGCAUACCUCCAUCUUUGUUUUCUCUGCAACAAGUUCAAAAGAUACAGCUUUCCAAUAACAAUUUUGAUGGUUUAAUUCCUAACUUUUCUAAUCCGUCUGCAUCUUUAUUGGAUACACUUGAUUUAAGAAGUAACAGACUGGACGGAGAAAUUCCAAAAUCUUUGUUUGAACUUGGAAAGCUAAGUAUCUUGUUAUUAUCAUUAAAUAAACUAAGUGGAAGCAUAAGAACCAUAGAUUUUCAGGGUCGCUUGACCAACCUAACGACUCUCGAUCUUUCAUUCAAUAAUUUAUCCAUUGUUACAACCGCAAAUCUCACGCUAGUGAAUCGCCUUCCAAACUUUUCUUCCUUAAAGUUGGCUUCUUGCAAUCUUCAAAUGUUCCCUAAUCUAAGAAACCAAUCGAGAUUGAUAAAUCUUGAUCUUUCUAACAACAAAAUUGAAGGAGAGAUACCAAGCUGGAUAUGGAGAAUUGGAAACGGAGACCUUUCCUAUCUGAACCUUUCUAAUAACCGGUUAACUGGUAUCCAAGAGCCAUAUCAUUUUCCUGAUCUUUUGGUACUCGACUUGCAUUCCAAUCUUCUCAGUGGGGUGAUUCCGGUUCCUCCACAAACGGCUACCUUCAUCGACUAUUCAAAAAAUCGUUUCAACUCGAUUCUCCCUGCAGCCACGGGGACAAACCUCAGUGUUGCUUACUUUUUUUCGGUUUCUGACAAUCUACUUACUGGGCCUAUUCCGGACACCAUAUGCAAUGCUUCCUACCUAAGGGUUCUUGAUUUGUCAAACAACAAUUUAAGUGGAAGGAUACCAAAAUGUUUAUUUGAAUUCGGUAGCAGUCUGGGGGUACUAAACUUGGGUAACAAUAGUCUUAGUGGUCACAUAGAGGGUACAUUUCCAAGCACCUGUGGGCUAAACACUCUAGAUUUGCAUGGAAAUUCUUUAGAAGGGAAGAUUCCUAAAUCUUUAUUCAAUUGCACAAUGCUGGAAGUGUUGAAUCUCGGGAGCAACAAAAUAUAUGACAAGUAUCCGUGUUCUUUGGGUAACAACACCAACUUGCGUGUUCUUGUUCUGAGAUCCAACAGGUUAUAUGGAAACGUGAGUUGUGGUGAAAACCACCACAAUAAUUGGUCAAAGCUUCAGAUUCUAGACAUCGCUUCCAACAAUUUAAGUGGUAAAGUUCCCACUGAAAGUUUCUCGCACUGGGCAGCUAUGAUGACUGAUGAUCUAUCAAGCAAGAAGCACCUUAGUUUUAGGGUGUUACAACUUACUGAGUUCUACUAUCAAGAUACGGUUACAGUCACAGUCAAAGGACUCGAGGUGGAACUAGUCAAAAUUCUGACACUCUUCACAUCCAUUGAUAUCUCAAGUAACCAUUUUUCAGGGGAAAUUCCAACCACAAUUGGAAGACUCGGAGCACUUUAUCUUCUCAAUGUAUCAAAUAAUGAGUUCACUGGCCCGAUCCCAUCAUAUAUGGGGAAUUUGAGUCAGCUAGAAGCAUUAGAUAUGUCACGAAACAGAUUAACCGGAGUGAUCCCGCAGACACUCACAAGUCUCACAUUCCUUUCUUCCCUUAAUUUGUCAUACAAUCAGUUAAAUGGAAGAAUCCCAACAGGCAGCCAACUUCAGACCUUUGAGGAAAAUUCCUACUUAGGAAACAAGGAAUUAUGCGGAUUUCCAUUGAACGUAACUUGUACUAGUCGAAACCUACCCGAACAAAAUUAUGAACAAACUUUUAAAGACUCGGAUAACGGAUAUGACUGGCAGUUCAUACUCACUGGGGUGGGAUUUGGUUCAGGUGCAGCCAUUGUUAUGGGGCCUCUUAUGAUGUCUAAAAAAGGUCGGCAUAUCUGGGACGAGUACACAAACAAACUUGUAAAGAUGAUCUGUUUGGCUCUAGGCAUCCAUUACGCUAGCUGUGGUUUAUUUAACGAGAACAAAGAUGAUGAAACCGAGACACUGGACAUGUAUGAAAGCACGGACGAAAGUGACUUCGAGUCAGAAUACGAUCAAUCUAAGGGCAGAUACUGUGUAUUCUGUACUAAACUUGAUUUCUCAAGAAAACAAGCCAUACACGAUACAAAAUGCAGUUGCUUUGACCGAUUGAAUCCAUUAUCUACUUCUUCGUCAACUACAUCGUGUUCCGAAGCAGAGUCUCCAUUCACCAAACUGUGAGAUUUUGAUGCCUAAAAAUUCUUUCUUUUAGUUUUUUAAAUUUUUCAAUGUUGUAUAUAGAUAGAUACACAAUGUGAAUUAUUGAGGUACGAUAUAUGGAAAAGAAGUAAUAAGGAUUAUUAUUUGACAUACUAUUAGCUUAAUAAGAAUCUACAUUUUAUUUUGCCUAA